GAAGGAGAUUUUGGGGCUAGAGUUUGAUCCUAAGAUGCAUAUGUCUGCUGUAAUUACUCAUCAGAGAUUAUCUGACAUCUUUCCAUAUUCUCCAUUUUUUCUUUUAAAUCAAAAUAUUUCUUUUUUCCUUUCUUUCCACGUUAGGAAUACCAGCUAUUGUAAUUAUUCUUGUGCUCAUUAUAAACAAAGACUUCUAUGGCAAUGGGUCGCACUCUGAGAACAAUCCUUACAGCAAUUUCUGCUGGAUUCAGGACAGCGGAGUGUUCUACAUCUCUGUUGUGGCCUAUUUCUUCUUAAUAUUUUUGACAAAUACAGCCAUGUUCAUCACUGUUCUCCUCCAAAUCCACUCUCUGAAGACAAGGAAACAAAAGAGAUCCAGAUUCUGGAAACGGAGUGUUCUCCAAGACCUCAAAAGUGCUUUCAGCUUGAUGUUCCUUUUGGGUUUAACUUGGGGCUUUGCCUUUUUUGCCUGGGGAGAAGUGAGGAUAUUUUUCUUGUAUCUCUUCAGCAUUUUUAACACCUUACAAGGGUUCUUUAUCUUUGUGUUUCACUGCCUGAUGAAGGACGAGGUAGUGAAGCAGUGCCGAGUACACUUCUGCUGGGGAAGAUUCCGUCUGAGUAACUAUUCUGACUGGAGUGGGUCAGGUGCAACUGCAGGAUCUACACCAAAGCAUUUAAACCACAAAUCACCAUCCCAGGCUUUGCAGAGUCUAAAUUCUAAUGGAACAAGUUCAACUUCCAAUGGUUCAGAUUUCCUUCCCAGGUCUUCUCCAGAUAGGAAUUUUAAGAUUGCUGAAGUCCAUUACAACCCCAGUGCUGUAUCUCCAGAAGAUGGUGAGACCAAACAUCCUUGUUCACAAAGAACACUAACCAUGGAUACAGGACUGCACUAUCCACAGAAAGCAGGAUUUUUACACUGAUACUGAAUUUAUUUUCUUCUGAUUAUCCAGUGAUGGUUCUCCUCUGUGUAUGAAAACAAGCAUUGUUCAAAUAAUUACUUCUAAUGUACAGUUAUCACUCUGGACACAAUUAUCCCAUGACUCAACUCUAGGCUUCAGUGGAAUUUCAAUCCUGACCACACAAGGAUUUGCUGCCCCCAUGUUUCCAAGAUUAGUCCUCAUGUUAAACAGAGACUGGAAACAUUCUCUCCCUCAUCAUUAGUCCCUCUCAUAGUUCAUCCUUUUUUUACCUUUUACACCCUCCUGCCAUUUCUCUGUUUUCUUCUUCAUCUGAUACUUAUUGUCAGAGCCUAACACACAUAAAUACUGAGUUUCAAGUGAUAUUUUUUAGCCUGCUGGUUGACUGUCUCAGGCAUGGACAUAUCUUUCCUUACUUUUUCUGAAAUGGAGUUUGACCAACUUGGACAUCAAGAAGUUGGACUCAGCCUCCAAGAUGAAUGUUUUAAUUUUCAGAU
This is a messenger RNA of Neopelma chrysocephalum (saffron-crested tyrant-manakin), 1414 nucleotides long. RefSeq names its product adhesion G-protein coupled receptor G2-like. Gene Ontology annotation, molecular function: G protein-coupled receptor activity. NCBI's taxonomy places the organism in Eukaryota, Metazoa, Chordata, Aves, Passeriformes, Pipridae. The transcript has 5 exons. Gene Ontology annotation, biological process: adenylate cyclase-activating G protein-coupled receptor signaling pathway. The record is from RefSeq and is a predicted model, not a curated record. Gene Ontology annotation, cellular component: membrane. Bases 318 to 920 code for a protein of 200 amino acids.